GUGAAAGGUCGUGAUGGUGAAAGCGAGGCCAGGAAUCCCACAAUACUAGGCGAAGUAGCUCCUUCUCGGGCAGAGCUUGUGGUUUUAAUCAAAGGGAAGGAGAAGAAGAGUGCAGAGGAUGUAAGAUGGCAGAGUUACAAAUGCUGUUAGAUGAGGAAAUUCCAGCCGGUAAAAGAGCCCUCAUCGAGAGCUACCAGAACCUCACCAGGGUAGCAGACUACUGUGAAAGCAAUUAUGUCCAGGCACAAGACAAGCGGAAAGCCCUGGAGGAGACCAAAGCUUAUACAACCCAGUCUCUUGCUAGCGUUGCUUACCAGAUCAAUGCCUUAGCCAACAAUGUGCUGCAACUGCUGGACAUCCAGGCGUCCCAGCUGCGGAGAAUGGAAUCUUCCAUCAACCAUAUCUCCGAGACUGUGGACAUACACAAAGAGAAGGUGGCCCGGCGAGAAAUAGGCAUUCUGACUACUAACAAGAACACGGCGAGAACCCAUAAAAUCAUUGCGCCGGCCAACAUGGAGAGGCCUGUGAGGUAUAUUCGGAAACCCAUAGAUUACACAGUGCUGGAUGAUGUGGGUCAUGGAGUGAAGUGGCUAAAAGCCAAGCAUGGCAGUAACCAGCCUGUCCGGGGAGGCACGCUGUCGAGGACCAAUCCACCCACACAGAAGCCACCCAGUCCUCCGAUGUCAGGACGGGGGACUCUUGGACGAAAUACUCCUUACAAAACCCUGGAGCCCGUGAAGCCUCCUGUGGUUCCCAAUGACUACAUGACAAGCCCAGCCAGGCUAGGCAGCCAGCACAGCCCUGGAAGAACGGCAUCCCUCAACCAGAGACCAAGAACUCACAGUGGCAGCAGUGGUGGAAGCGGGAGCAGAGAGAACAGUGGCAGCAGCAGUAUUGGCAUUCCCAUCGCCGUGCCUACACCCUCACCACCAACACUGGGACCAGCGUCGGGCCCGGUCCCUGGUCCUGGUCCAGUUCCUGGCUCUCAGUUUGGAACAAUAACCCGGCAGAUCUCUCGGCACAAUUCCACCACCUCUUCUGUUUCCUCGGGGGGCUACAGACGAACCCCUUCCAUCACGUCUCAGUUUUCUGUGCAGCCUCACGUUAACGGCGUACCCCUUUACCCUCCCAGCUCAAUGUCUAUUGCCCCUCCCCCUCCCCCUAUGCCUCAGCUGACUCCACAGAUACCUCUCACAGGCUUUGUUGCCAGAGUGCAAGAAAACAUUGCGGACAGCCCCACCCCUCCUCCCCCGCCUCCCCCAGACGACAUGCCCAUAUUUGACGAGUCCCCGCCUCCUCCACCCCCCCCACCGGCCGACUACGAGGAUGAGGAAGCUGCUGUGGUGCAGUACAGUGAUCCCUAUGCUGACGGAGACCCGGCCUGGGCUCCCAAGAGCUAUAUUGAGAAAGUUGUUGCAAUUUAUGACUACUCAAAGGACAAGGAGGAUGAGCUGUCUUUCAAUGAAGGUGCAAUUAUUUACAUUAUCAAGAAGAAUGAUGAUGGCUGGUAUGAAGGCAACUGCAAUGGAGUCACUGGCUUAUUCCCUGGGAAUUAUGUGGAGUCAAUCAUGCACUAUGCAGAUUAAGAGACCACAUCUCUAGUGGGGACCCUAUUUAUUCACUCAUAUCUGGACAAAGUUCAUUGACCUAAAACGCUUAGAUAAGUGCAUUGGGAUGUGACAGAAUGUUUCUUUGCUUUUUAAAUUGCAAAUACAAAUUCUAUUUACUGGGUUACUUUUUGGGUUGGACAGGGGUGGAUGGGGAGAAUAAGGUAUGCUAAGGUGCAACAUGAUAUGAUUUGAAUAUUGGUAACAUGCUUAUUUACAAUGUGUUUAAUGGUCUAUAGGCAGGUGUUGUCAUAUUACUAUGUGGCUGUUCAUAAUAUGAGCAGCUGUCUCUUAGUCAGUAAUGUGUUACUCUGAGUGUCUUUCACAAUGUCUUGACCAGCCUAUCCCAUGAGUGUAUAUGUAGAGGUAUAUUUUAUACAUCAGGUUUUAAAUUGUGCUAUUCAUUUUUGUUUUUCUUCCCAGUUUAGCAUGGUAACUGACACUAAGGUAGACCAAUGCGUUUUUGAUGUUAUUAGAAAGCGAAUGGUAAUGCAGGUCAGAUUACUCUUUUAAAGCUAAUGGUCAUUCCUGAAUUGUACUUUUAAAUUUGCUUGAAGCAUGCAUACAAAUUAAGAAUUAAUGUAUUGUAACCUAUACUCCCCUUUUUUUUUUUUUGUUUAAUCCAUUAUGCUUCCAGUUUGUUAUAAUAUAUUUACAGUGAGCAAUCAAACUCAUUUUUUCUUUUUGAAUGAAGUGUCUAAAGCAUUGUUGUGGACUUGCUUGUGGUCUCAUAUUGUGAAUGUUCCAGUUUCUAUUUAAACAUUUGAUAUUACAUUUCCAUAAUGAAUUUUACGUAUGUUGCUUCAUAGCACAUAAAACAAGGCUUUGUGGUUUUGUUGGGGGGGAAAUUAUAUAUAUAUAUAUAUAUAUAUAUAUAUAUGGGAUAGUUUUUUGGCCCACUGAUUCUGCUGCUAAUAUUGACUUGGAAAUACUAACCAUUCAAAUUUAGUUUUAGAACUUGGCUUCUAAAUCUUUACCCUGAAAAACAGGAACAAAUCCAAUGAGAACAUACUAGCAUUUUUUAAAUGAUUGCAAUUUGUAUUAGAGGCUGUAAGUGUAAACGUGCACUGUGGGAUCUUUCUGGGUUUUACCUGCGUUUUAUCAUGGAACUGUUUGAUUUCACGAAUUUAAAUAAUACUGCCAUGCUGCAACGAGCAUUCCAUAAACCAGAACAGUCUAAUGGACCAGAAUUAAAGUACUUUGAUUUUA
Messenger RNA from Acipenser ruthenus (sterlet), 2816 nucleotides. RefSeq names its product abl interactor 1. The record is from RefSeq and is a predicted model, not a curated record. Bases 126 to 1586 code for a protein of 486 amino acids. Gene Ontology annotation, molecular function: SH3 domain binding. Gene Ontology annotation, cellular component: intracellular anatomical structure; lamellipodium. The transcript is spliced from 11 exons. Lineage: Eukaryota; Metazoa; Chordata; Actinopteri; Acipenseriformes; Acipenseridae.